AUGGAAGAAAAUUAUGAGAAGUUGAGAAACCAAACCUACGGAACUAACUUGGAUUCUUCCAACAUGCUUUCUCAGCAAUUGACACACCUAUUUUAUACUAACGUGACGUAUCCCUUGAUGGCUCCCUCAGACUCUGACUCUUUGGGACGCCAUUCUCUUAUUCCGAGCUUCCUCUAUUCCUCUUCCUCGCCGGUUCAUUCUCCGAGUGAGAAGCGCAGCAUAGAGAUGUUUUCGCCGUCGUACUACGCUGCUUGUGCCGUUGGAGGAGUGCUCAGCUGUGGCCUCACGCACACCGCCAUGACGCCUCUUGACGUUGUCAAAUGCAACAUACAGGUCUCCUCUACCUCUCUCUAUAUCCACUCUUUUGCUUGCCACGCCAUUGUGUUUUCGCAUAUUCAAUUUUCCAACUGCAACCACGAUUAUAGCAACAGUUUAAAACCAGGUUACCAUUUUCAGAUUGAUCCUGUCAAGUACAAGAACACCAGCACAGGAUUUGGAGUCAUGUUUAAGGAGCAAGGACUGAGGGGCUUUUUCCGCGGUUGGGCGCCUACCCUUCUUGGUUACAGCGCACAGGGUGCCUUCAAAUAUGGAUUAUAUGAGUUCUUCAAGAAGUACUAUUCUGACAUAGCUGGUCCAGAGUAUGCAGCCAAGUACAAGACAUUGAUUUACCUAGUCGGUUCAGCAUCUUCUGAGGUGAUUGCAGAUGUUGCUCUUUGCCCAUUUGAGGCUGUGAAGGUCAGAGUUCAAACUCAGCCUGGCUUUGCUAGAGGCUUACGUGAUGGACUUCCAAAGAUAGUCAGAACUGAAGGAGUCUCAGUGUUGUCGAAGGGAAUUGUGCCUCUAUGGGGAAGACAGGUUCCAUAUACAAUGAUGAAGUUUGCUUCUUACGAGAACAUAGUUGAGAUGAUCUAUAAGCAUGCCAUGCCCAAACCAAAACAUGAAUGCAGCAAUUCCCAGCAAUUAGGUGUGAGCAUUGUCGGUGGAUACAUGGCUGGUAUAUUGUGUGCCAUUGUCUCUCAUCCCGCUGAUAACCUUGUCUCUUUCCUUAACAAUUCCAAAGGGGCAACCGUUGAUGAAGCUGUAAAGAAGCUUGGAUUAUGGGGUAUGUUUACACGUGGUCUACCUCUUCGUAUUCUUAUGAUUGGAACUCUAACAGGAGCACAAUGGGGAAUAUAUGAUUCAUUCAAAGUUUUUGUGGGGCUGCCAACCACUGGUGGUGUUGCUCCUGCUCUUCCUACUCCUGCUGCUUAG
This is a messenger RNA of Sphenostylis stenocarpa, 1251 nucleotides long. The record is from the annotation of a GenBank genome assembly. Lineage: Eukaryota; Viridiplantae; Streptophyta; Magnoliopsida; Fabales; Fabaceae.